Microthlaspi erraticum is the source of this 1125-nucleotide messenger RNA. The record is from the annotation of a GenBank genome assembly. NCBI's taxonomy places the organism in Eukaryota, Viridiplantae, Streptophyta, Magnoliopsida, Brassicales, Brassicaceae.
AUGUCGAAGGAGAUUCAGAAUUUGUGGAGAGAAGUGAGGGAAUUGAGCUUGGGAACUGAAAUCGAUCGCCUUGAUUCUCCGCCGUCUCCGGUACAGUUUCUCCGAGACUACGUCUCCCAGAGCAAGCCUUGCGUAAUCUCCAACGCAAUCGCUCAUUGGCCGGCUCUGAAGCUCUGGUCGGAUCCGGCGUACCUCGCCGGAGCUCUGUCAAAUGACCUUGUCUCACUACAUCUCACCCCUAACGGCUGCGCCGACGCCGUCACUCCGAUCAAUGAGAAAGAGAGCACCGGAGAUCUCUGUUUCGCUUCAUCGCACGUGGAGAAAGUUCCGUUCCCGGAGGCUCUUGAGGCAGUUCGAUCGUCGACAAAGGGGAAAAGUGUCGCGUAUUUGCAACAGCAAAACGAUUGCUUCAGAACGGAGUAUUCAACGGUUGCUUCAGACUGCGACGGCGAUAUCGCUUGGGCUACGGAGGCGCUUGGUUGUUCGCCGGAAGCUGUGAAUCUUUGGAUAGGUACUGAUCUCUCCGUGACCUCUUUCCACAAAGACCACUACGAGAACCUAUACGCCGUCGUUUCAGGGGAGAAACAUUUCCUUCUCCUCCCUCCGACCGAUGUACACCGCCUCUAUGUCCAACGAUACCCAGCAGCCAAUUACUCUUACGACAGAGAUACUGAAGCGUUCAAGCUUGAGAUUGAGCAAUCAUUGAGGCAUGUGCCAUGGUGCAGUGUUGAUCCAUACCCUUCACCAGAGAAGGAAGCAAGUGAGAGAUUGAAAUAUCCAUUGUUCUUUAAUGGCCCAAAGCCGUUUCAUUGUACUGUCAAGGCUGGGGAGAUUCUUUACCUGCCAAGCAUGUGGUUUCACCAUGUUAGUCAAACCCCAGGAGAUGGUGGCUAUACCAUUGCGGUGAACUAUUGGUAUGACAUGCAGUUCGACGUUAAGUAUGCGUAUUUCAACUUCUUGCAAUCAUUAUCGUACGAGUCAUCCUCACUCAGUCCAAUUCUGUCUUGGAGAGAAGAUGAAGAUUCAGAAUCCGGUGAUGCAGAGAAAGGGUGUUCAGAGCUAUUAUGGAGAGUAAGAUUUGUUUUAGCUGCUGGAACGCUGUGGCUGUGGCAUCGAAGUAUAUGA